CCUCCCUCCCGAGUCGGAGUGCUGUUUUUGUUGUUGGUGGAAGGUGAGGGGAACAGCUGAUCCGUCGGUGGGGACGGCAGGCAUCUCAAGGGCAGGAUGGAAGAGUCAUCACUAAGCCGGGCACCAUCCCGGGGUGGAGUCAACUUCCUGAAUGUAGCCAGGACCUACAUACCCAACACCAAGGUGGAAUGUCACUACACCCUGCCCCCAGGCACCAUGCCUAGUGCCAGUGACUGGAUUGGCAUCUUCAAGGUAGAAGCUGCUUGUGUUCGCGAUUAUCAUACGUUUGUGUGGUCUUCAGUGCCAGAGAGUACAACUGAUGGUUCUCCCACCCACGCAAGUGUUCAGUUCCAAGCCAGCUACCUGCCCAAACCUGGAGCCCAACUCUAUCAGUUCCGGUAUGUGAACCGCCAGGGCAGAGUGUGUGGGCAGAGCCCCGCCUUCCAGUUCCGAGAGCCAAGGCCCAUGGAUGAGCUGGUGACCCUGGAGGAGGCUGAUGGUGGCUCUGAUAUUUUGCUGGUUGUCCCCAAGGCCACUGUGUUGCAGAACCAGCUGGAUGAGAGCCAGCAGGAACGGAAUGACCUGAUGCAGCUGAAGCUGCAGUUGGAAGAGCAGGUGUCAGAGCUGAAGAGCCGAGUGCAUGAGCUGGAGACAGCUCUGGUGGCCGCCAGGCGGGAGCAUGCAGAACUCUCAGAGCAAUACAAGGGGCUUUCUCGGUCCCAUGGGGAGCUCACAGAAGAAAGGGACAUCCUGAGCCGGCAGCAGGGUGACCAUGUGGCUCGUAUCCUGGAGCUGGAGGAUGACAUACAGAUGAUCAGUGAGAAAGUGCUCAUGAAGGAAGUGGAGCUGGACAGGGUUAGAGACAUGGUGAAGGCCCUGACUCGGGAACAAGAGAAGCUCCUGGGGCAGCUGAAGGAAGUCCAAACAGACAAGGAACACAGCCAGGCUGAGCUCCAAAUGGCCCAAGAGGAGAACCACCGCUUAAGUGUGGAACUUCAGGAAGCAAAGAGCCGGCAAGAAGAGCAGGGUACUGCAUUCCAGCGACUAAAGGACAAAGUGGCCCACAUGAAGGACACCCUAGGCCAAGCCCAGCAGAGAGUGGCUGAGCUGGAGCCCCUGAAGGAGCAGCUUCGAGGGGCGCAGGAGCUUGCAGCCUCAAGCCAGCAGAAAGCCGCCCUUCUCGGAGAAGAGUUGGCCAGUGCAGCAGGUGCCAGGGACCGCACCAUUGCUGAGCUGCACCGCAGCCGCCUGGAAGUGGCCGAGGUCAAUGGCAGGCUGGCGGAGCUCAGCCUGCACCUGAAGGAAGAGAAGUGCCAGUGGAGCAAGGAACGAGCGGGGCUGCUGCAGAGUGUGGAGGCCGAGAAGGACAAGAUCCUGAAGCUGAGUGCAGAGGUCCUUCGGCUAGAGAAGGCAGUGCAGGAGGAGAGGAGCCAGAACCAUGUGUUCAAGACUGAGCUGGCCCGGGAAAAGGAUUCUAGCCUGGUGCAGUUGUCAGAAAGUAAGCGGGAGCUCACAGAGCUGCGGUCCGCCCUGCGCGUGCUCCAGAAGGAAAAGGAGCAGUUGCAAGCAGAGAAACAGGAACUGCUAGAAUACAUGAGGAAGCUGGAGGCCCGCCUGGAGAAGGUUGCAGAUGAGAAGUGGAAUGAGGACGCUGCCACAGAGGACGAGGAGGCCACCACGGGCCUGAGCUGCCCUGCAGCUCUGACAGACUCAGAGGAUGAGUCCCCAGAAGACAUGAGGCUCCCUCCCUAUAGCCUGUGUGAGCAGAGAGACACAGGCGCCUCUCCUGCUGGGCCCCAUGAGGCUUCUUCCCUCGUUGUCAUCAGCCAGCCAGCACCCAUUGCUCCCCACCUCUCAGGGCUGGCUGAAGACAGCAGCUCUGACUCGGAGGCUGAGGAUGAGAAGUCGGUGCUGAUGGCAGCUGUGCAGAGUGGGGGUGAGGAAGCCAACCUCCUGCUUCCUGAACUGGGCAGUGCCUUCUAUGACGUGGCCAGUGGUUUUGCAGUGGGUCCUCUGACAGAGGCCAGCACUGGGGUGCCAGCCACCCCUCCAUGGAAGGAGUGUCCUAUCUGUAAGGAGCGCUUCCCUGCUGAGAGUGACAAGGAUGCCCUGGAGGACCACAUGGAUGGACACUUCUUUUUCAGCACCCAGGACCCUUUCACCUUUGAGUGAUCCUAACACUCCCAUGCACAAACACACUCACACGCGCAGACGUGUGCACACCAGUAUCAUGCCUAUUUCCCACCACAAUGGGCUCCAUGCUGCUCUCUUCCCUAAGACCUGCUCCGUGUGGUUUUCAUCCCAUGCUUUCCAGCUUCAUCAUCUCUGCCUGGCUCCUUUGUUCCAGGCAGGAGUCUGUCUUGAAAGCAGUGGCUGAAUUUACCCUCUGAAAGCUGUUUGGAGGAACCAGGAUGGAGCCCUUCUCCUCUGGGAACAGAAUUAGCCACUAGCCCUGGUGACUUGCAGUAUACAGCCACCACCACACACACACAUGCAAGCUUACAAACACACACUCCUCUCUGAUGCCCCAAAGCCAGUUCCUGGGGCUCCCCACCCUCUCUUACUUGGGGUUUGUUUACCUGUUUUCUCUGGGGCCUGCAUGGAGGCAGCCGCAUGGACAUCCAGACCUCAUUGGUCUUGGUCUCAGCUUCAUUGGUUUCUUUCUGUUCCCUGUUACUUUCCACACCCAACCCUAGCUUUUAAUAUAACCUUAGGUAGUAAGUUUGGAAGUUUCUUUUGUAUUUUUAAGGAUUACUGUGCUCUGUCUGCUGACUCCUGUGUCCGCAAAUGGAAAAAAAAAUAAUGUAUUUGUGCCUUCUGUGAGGGAUGGGGCACAAGGGAUCCAAGUGUCCCCAUUAUCUUCCUCCCUUCCCCCUCUUCAGGUCCCCCACAGCAAUAAAAUUUCCCUUCCCCAUAUCCCUCCCCUCUUUAUCUGUAGUUUGAACAAAUAUAUUUAUAUAAUACGUGUAA
Molecule: messenger RNA, 2970 nt
Organism: Jaculus jaculus (lesser Egyptian jerboa)
Lineage: Eukaryota; Metazoa; Chordata; Mammalia; Rodentia; Dipodidae
Gene: Calcoco1
Product: calcium binding and coiled-coil domain 1
Exons: 15
Coding region: 97-2172 (691 amino acids)
Source: RefSeq, a predicted model, not a curated record